AUGAGAGAUAGCUGGGCUACCCAAUUUCUUUUAGUGUUAACUGACGUGGUAACCGUAGUAGGUUGUCGACUGAAGAAAGGCCUAGGUGGCCUAUUUGUGCGUGGAGGUGGAGGUGGAGGUGGUGGUGGUGCUGUUGGUGGAGGUGUUUGGGGCGGCGGACGCCGAGUGCGGAGAAACUGUGGUCUAAAAUCGUUGGUGUACGGUGGAGGUGGAGGUGGUGGUGGUGCUGUUGGUGGAGGUGUUUGUGGCGGCGGACGCCGAGUGCGGAGGAACUGUGGUCUAAAAUCGUUGGUGUACGGUGUGCAAUUGCACGAGUAUUUGGUGAAUAAGCAGGCGUAUAUUAGUAAGAUGUGUCUGCAUGUUUGUGGCGUGUGGGUGCAGGUGGCGAGAACACUCUAA
Molecule: messenger RNA, 399 nt
Organism: Strongylus vulgaris
Lineage: Eukaryota; Metazoa; Nematoda; Chromadorea; Rhabditida; Strongylidae
Source: the annotation of a GenBank genome assembly